Molecule: messenger RNA, 1050 nt
Organism: Cladophialophora psammophila CBS 110553
Lineage: Eukaryota; Fungi; Ascomycota; Eurotiomycetes; Chaetothyriales; Herpotrichiellaceae
Exons: 3
Coding region: 1-1050 (349 amino acids)
Molecular function (GO): oxidoreductase activity, acting on the CH-OH group of donors, NAD or NADP as acceptor
Source: RefSeq, a predicted model, not a curated record
AUGUCUCCCACAACGUUGUUAACCGGAAGCAAUGGAUUUCUGGGCGCCACAGUCCUCGACGAGCUCCUGGCCCAAGACCACAGCGUCAUCCUCGCCGUCCGUUCCCCAUCCUCGGCCAAGUCUCUACUCGAUAAUAACCCGUCCUGGCCCACCUCCUCAUCCAGGAUCACCAUCGAGCUGGUCCCCGACUUCACUGUCCCGGGCGCCUUCGACGCAAUCUUCCAAUCCCACCCGGAGAUCGAGUACAUUGUGCAUGUCGCGGCGCCCAUGGUCGAUAUCCCCGACAGCGUCGGCUUCGAAGAGUCGUUUGAGAAACCUAACGUGUUGGGAAAUCUGGGUCUGCUCCGUAGCGCCAAGACGUACGGCAAGAAUGUGAAGGCCGUGAGUGUUACCGGGAGUCUGAAUGCCAUCACGCUCGGCGACCAGGAGGAUAUCAAGAACAGAGUUUUUGGGAGCGGGGAGUGGUUGCCCUUGGGGAGGGAGGAUGCAGUCAAGGCGGAGAGUAAUUACAUUUCGUAUUGUGUUGGCAAGAAGCUCGCCGAAAAAGCCCUGUGGAAAUUCGUGGAAGAAGAGAAACCAUCCUUCACCGUGACCAACUUCAUGCCACCCUUGAUUUUUGGUCCCAUGUUGCAGAAAGUUGCCGGCGUACAGAAAAUCAACUUCAGCAAUAGCCUGAUUCAUGCCAUAAUGAACAGCAAGAAGAGUGAGAGUGCAAAGGUGCCAAUGACGGCGUUUCCAGGAUGGAUUGAUGUCCGAGAUCUUGCAAAAGUCCAAAUCCUCGCGCUCACCAACCCCAAUGCGGCGAAUAGGCGGUUUGUUGUUGGACAUGCUAUGAUCUUCAAUCAGAUUGCCGAUGCGUUACGGAAGGAGUCCGCAUUAAAUAUCUCGGAUCGAAUUGGCGAGGAUAAUGAUGAGGCAUCGAGCUUAACACUGCCGAGGCUCGACACAAAGGACGUAGAUGAAGUGUUCAAGUUCAAGUGGACACCGUUAGAUGUGACUGCGAGGGACACUGCGGCCGCACUACUUAAGAUUGAGGCGCUUGAGGCUUGA